AGAAAAUAAAUAGCGUGCGCAGUGUGCAUUCAGCCAAUACAUAGGGCUAGGCGAGCGGUGGUGCACGAUUGUCAAAAAUUGGCUCGCUCUUUGGGGGAAAUUUCUUCAACUUUGUGUGGAUAGAGAACGGUUGGAACUCAUGAUUCGAUAGUCGAAACCCCAAGGAAGGAUACUGAUCAGUACUAAAGACUUUUAUAAUUUGAAUUUCGAAGAUGGAGAUUUGGCGCAGCUGCCUUGUGUGUGUGAUUUGGUGUUUAGCAACAUGUUGGGCGCAGGACCCGCUCGCACCAGCCGCUAUUACGGACAGUAUGUGCACAACUGCCAAAAGUUGCGAUGAGUGUAUAGUGAAAAGCCCACAGUGCGGCUGGUGUGAGUCUAAGGGGUUUGAUGAUGACUCCUAUUCAAGGUGCGAUCUCCCCGAGAACCUCAGACGGAGAGGCUGCAAGGAAGAUGGUCUCAACUUCCCCAAGAAUAAACUCAUAGAAGUGGAGGCCAAACCUCUGAGUGACGCAGGAGAUGCGGGAGAAAUUGUCCAAGUUAACCCACAGAAGCUAUUUCUUCAGAUGAGACCAGGUGAGCCUACCAGGGUUCAGUUGAACAUCCGGCAAGCUGAGGAUUUUCCUGUGGAUUUAUAUUACGUGAUGGACCUGUCACAGUCUAUGGCCAACGACUUGGACAGCUUAAAGGGGCUCGGCGAUAAACUUGCCAAGGUCAUGAAAAACAUAACCAAAGAUUUCCGACUAGGAUACGGUGCUUUUGUCGACAAAGUAAAAAUGCCAUAUGUGGACAUCUUGGAAAGAAAGUUACAGAAUCCUUGCUUACACGGUGCAGUGUGUGUACCACCGUUUGGAUUUAGAAAUGUGCUUCCGCUAACAUCAGAAACUAACAGAUUUUCAGAAGAAAUCGGGAAAGUUGACGCUUCAGGAAACCUGGAUAACCCAGAAGGGGGCCUGGAUGCCUUGAUGCAAGCUACCGUUUGUAAGGAAGAAAUUGGUUGGAGGGACCGGGCAAGACACCUGUUGCUGUAUUCCACUGACGCACCAUUUCACAUCGCUGGGGAUGGCAAGCUUGCGGGUAUUGUGAAACUGAACGAUGGGAAAUGUCACAUGGAUGCAGUGAGCAUGGAAUACUCAGCCUCCAGUGAGCAGGAUUAUCCGUCCAUUAGCCAGCUUAGCGGCAAGAUGCAAGAGAACAGCAUCUUCCCUAUAUUUGCUAUCGGCAGAGUACCGCCCGGUUCAGCAGACCCAAUGGCAUUUUACAGAGAUUUACCCAAGUUCUUUCAUGAGAGCGAGGUGAACCGGUUGACAGAAGAUUCCUCCAACGUCGUGGAACUUGUCGAAGAUGUAUAUCGUAAUAUCACGUCUGGUGUGAAGGUUGAGGACGAUGCCCCUGCCGAUCUGUUUGGCGUCGAGUACACAGCAACGUGCGUAGAUGGCAUACCGCACAAAGGAAUGCAAGAAUGUAGCGGUCUGCAACUCGGCGACAACGUCACGUUCUCGUUGGACAUCACCAUGACCAACAAAACCUGUGACAUGCCAAUGAAAAAUUUCACGUUCUCUGUAGGCCCAACAGCAUUCAAGGAAUCUCUUCAGAUCACCAUCCAGGCAAUAUGUGAUUGUGCCUGCUCAGAGGAAAGGCUGGAAGGACCAGACAUCUGCAAUGGCAAUGGGACCCAGGUCUGCGGCGGCUGCCAAUGUUUCCCCCAACGCUCUGGUGCUAAAUGCACCUGUGACAAGGAGGAAGCAGAGGGCAUCGACCCCGCCUGCGUAUGGCAAAACAGCACAGUGGAAUGCUCUGACAGGGGAAAUUGUGAGUGUGGAAAAUGCCUGUGCAAUACCAGAACAAACCCUGUGGAGGAAAUUUACGGAGACCAGUGCCAGUGUGACACUUACUCCUGUGAGCUCUACAAGAAGCUCCCCUGCGGGGGACCGACCAGGGGUGAUUGCAAAUGCAACAACGUCACGGGCUUAAAUUACUGCCAAUGUAAAGAUGGAUGGUCGGGCAGUAACUGUGGGUGCGAGGAGAAUUCCAAGAAAUGUAUCUCUCCGGAUGGGCUUGUGUGCAGCAACGUGGGUGUUUGCGAGUGCGGCAAGUGCAGCUGCAACGACACCAAGAAAUACAGAGGAGCGACGUGCCAAAACUGUGAUAGUUGCCCUAGCGAGUGCGAUCUUCACAAACCCUGCGUACAAUGCAAAGUUUACAAGACGGGAAAGUACAAGGACAACCCAGAGGCGUGCAACAGCUGCCCUCACGAAGUGGAGGUGUUCGAAGAAUUGCCAAACCGAGAAAGUACCGACCGCAUUUCGUGCGUGUUCAAGGAUGAGAACAACUGUAACUUUGAGUUCACAUAUCGGAAGCUGGGCGAAGGCAACAUUGAACUGCAAGCAGUAGAGGAGCCAAGUUGCCCGCUGGUUGCUGAUGUGUUGUGGAUCAUCAUCGGCAUCAUCAUCGGAAUCAUCCUAGUGGGCAUCGCCCUGCUCCUCAUCUGGCGUCUCCUGACCUACAUCCACGACAGGAGAGAGUUCCAACAGUUCGAGAAGGAAAGGACCAACGCCCAGUGGGAAGCGGGAGAGAACCCCAUCUACAAGCCGUCAACGUCAGUAUUCAAAAACCCAACCUACGGCAAAUAACUGCCGACUGCGGCACUCACUUAGGUCCUCACUUAAUGACUUGCAUGUCAAAAACUGACGAAGCUUCUCUCUGGAACAUCUCGUGAGAGGUAGACUUCCCCACCGUCCUCGUAAAGUUAUCUCCCGUUUUGGAGAAACGCUUCAGAAGUGGGUUUUUAUUCUGAUUAACGCUCCUAGAUCCUUCAAUAUCUACCACGAGGUUUUGGGUUUUUGCAGAAUUGAAAAGGUAGAGCUCAGCAGCAGCAAUAUGCAACACUUGUCAAAAUGACAAGCCUGCUCAGUGUAGCAAGAUCCAUCAUGUCAAAAGUCUCAAGGCCAAACUGCCUCAGCGUCUGUGGUCACCAACUGCAGCAGGAUACAACUGUUGUAUUGUUCAAUGGGACUAGCUCCUAUUGUGUCAGAAUCGCUCUGGUGUUGAUGGUUCAAUAAAGAAAGGUCCCGCAGAUUUUUUCACCUGAUGCACUGUGUUGCGUCUGGCAGGGUUAGGGUUAACUUAAAAUGAGGCUUGAUGCUCCUUUUAAAACAAAGAAGGUGCUCAUUUGGCUUCUGCAAAGUGGUGGAUUUUGAAGGAUUUAGGAAGAUUCCUAGUCAAAAAUGCUGGGAAGCAAGGGCUCAUGGGAAUGUUAUUUGUAUAUGUGUAAGGAUAUCGUGAAUUGUUUCGAUAUUGUGAGUGUCCGUGUGUCUGUGGAUGGAUUUGUACACGUGUGGUGAGUGUGUAUAUGUGUGAUGCUUGUAAUGUGUGUGGUUAUGUAACUCAGUCAUUGUCGAUCCUGUUAAGGGUUUUUAUGACAGAGAAGAACUUGUAAUCAAUUAAUACAUUUGUAAUAAAGCUUUGCUUGGAAAAUAUGCAUUACGUACCUAAAUGCUAUACCAGAAUGGGGACUUUUGGGGCAUUUCUACGCAACUAAAUCUUGCAAUAUUCUGAAGCUGUGGAGUGUAUUUGAGUCUGAGUGUUUAUGUGAAUUGAUGGUGCCUGUUAGUUUUUACUUAUGCACCUGAACUACAGCUGUGAGUAUGCUUAUUUAGUAUUCAAAGCCCUAUCGGUUUCCUUUGCUCUAAAUUACUUCCCUUUUUCUUUUCUUUUUUUUCAAAAAAUAAUUUUGAGGAGUGAACUAAACAAAAAUUUCAACCCCGGUGGCUCUCACCUGGAUUAAUAUUUGAAUUUUUUUGAAUGCGGUCAAGAAAUUUUCAAAAAUUGUCAUAAGGUUGAAAAAGGGUCUUCCCCUUUAUGUCAAACUGCAGAUGCAAAUUAUUUUUUGCUCGACCUUGGGAACAAUUCUUACAAUUGAAUGUUACGGCUGUAAUGUGCCAUGAGGUAAGACCAUUCAUUGCCGUAAACUUGGUACAACUUUCAAGAACAAAAUAAAAACUAUAAAUUUCGUUAAUGUUUCUGAGAGGAUGCUUUGCCAUGAAUUCCAAAAUGAAGCAAGAACUUUCAAAUAACUUAUUUUUUAUUAUAUUGUAUUGUGCAAUUAAUACAAGAUGACGGAUACAAAGGCCCCAUCAAGCUUAAAAAAAAACACACAAAAAACACAAUUGCAGUUUUAAAAAGAAACAUUUACUUUGUACAACUCUGUAAUUCACUUUUUUUUAACUUUAUUUUGUACCUCUUCUGUCAUUUCUAUUACUAGAUUGUAUUUCUUCCUUUAUUUAAACAGGGUUUCUUUAACAGUUUUGAAGAAAAAAAUCCCUUCUCACAGAAUUGUGUUAUUUUGAAUACAAUUUGAAUUCCCACAUUUGGUUUAAUUGAUUUUAACCACAAGGGAAGAUUUUAAUACCCUUAAGAUACUGUAAGCAGUCAUAUUAUUGGUGGCUCGUAUUUUAAAAUGUAGAGUUGGACCUUGUUUUUAUUAUUUUUUUCUGGUGCUUUUAAGACAGCUUUUAGAACUGUGUAAAUAACCUGCCUUGUAUAUUUUGUCUGUAUGUUUUGGUCCAGUGUGUGAAGAGGAAUGCGUCAAAUUAUCAAAUCCACCCUUUGAAGUGGGAGAUGAGGUUUUUAUUGAUAACAAAGUUUUAAUUGUAAUUGUUUGAUUGUAAGCUUUUUUUAAUUUUGAAUUUUUAGCAAAAGUAGUACCAUUGGUUUUUUUAAUGGAAAUUAUUAUCUUCCUUGGGUCAAGUUGAAGUUACUAGCCGAAAUGGCAAGUGCUUUUUAGCUUGGAUGAAAGUUUGUCCACAAGCUGUUCGGCAUUUCAAUUAGCUGGCCAAUAUUUUAUGGUAACAUCAGUGCCAUUAAAUUUGGCCCAAAUUAUUUUCCUGUAUCUUUAGGGUUUUUCAUAAGCUUGGAUAUAUUUGUGAAGCCUUCAGUGUUCAUAUUUAAAUCAGUAUCCAUCUGUUAGCUGGAUACUGAUUAGUAUCCAUCCAUGAUCUCAUUAGCAGUGUUAUUAAGCUUUUAUGUCAUGUUUUUAAAAAAGGUCAGCGUGGACAGUUUGAAUUAAAACAAAUUCAGUACAGUGAGAUGACCGUGGUCCUGCAAAUAUAUAAAAUAUUUAAACUUUCGUGUAGCAAUGUACAUUAAGGUAAACAUUGGUAUGCAGAUUUUUUUCGAAGAAGUUUUGUUACUCGGGCACUAGGUUGUAAAUUUGUGCCUUAGUAACUAGUAGUGUGUUAAAAGUUUAGGCUCUUGCUGUUUUGGCAAUCAGUCCACACAACUUGAAAGUGAAGCAAACUGUUUUGGGGAAAUGAAUUUCUUUUUUUGGGAGGGGAAGGCGGUAUGUUAGAGACUUGGUAAAAUAUAAAGGGACCUAGGUCAUGGACUCUCAGUGUUUGAAUCUACGAUCAACAAAACCACAGCCUACGUAAUGGUAUGGUUACUUUCUUUUUGAAUGAUUCAGUGAUUUGACUAACAAAUAUUUUGUUAUUAAAACAGUAUUAGUGAGAUGAGAAUUCAGACUAAAUGUUGAACAAGUACUUUUGAAAUUAUGCAACGAUUGAGAUUGUAUUGGUCACAUAUUUUAGUUCAGCAAGCAUCAAAGAUAACUGUUUUUCUGCUUUUUAAUUGCCUUGAAUUUGUAAAGCAACACCCUUGUGAAAAUUUUAAUAAGUUCACGGCAUGCCUGUAACAAAUUGAUGCUGUUAUGGUGGGGAAAAGCUGUAAUGGAAGAUGUAUCGUUACAUUUUAUAAUUGAAGGCAAACCAUAGAGAUAAGAGGAAAUUAAUAUCUAGUGUAGGAAUUUCAAAGCAGGACAAUCCUCACAGCACUUUGGAAUCACUUGUUGAAGCACUUUGAAUUUCUUUGCAUUGAAAACAGGUGCUUAAUUUGAAUUGAAUAAGACGUCAACUUUUUCUAACAGAACAAUCUUUUCUUCCUUAUUUUCUUCCUUUCAGCAAGCAGGGCUUGUUGAAAAGUUAUGUACCUUCCAAUUACAAUGCCUUCAAUCUACUUAUUGCGAUUCAAUUUGUAAAAAAAAAAUUAAAUAUAGCAUGUACAUGUAUGAUGUAGCUGUAUAGUGCGUUUGUUAUAUUGCCAAGUGUAUCUACUAUUUACUAUAGAAUGGAGAAUGUGUAUGAUUUUCAUCAAUAACUUAUUGUAUUUUUCUUGCUUGAGCCUAUUACUCUAUUAACACAAGUACUCUUUUACAGUACUGUAAUAAUCAUUUUAUGCGAAGAUGUACAGUGUUACGCCUGAAAGUACUCUAGAUGCUUGACCUAGCUUUUGUAAUAUUUGAAUGAUGUAGAAAGGGUCUUUUGGGGACUUUUUCUUGUCCAAGUUGAAGUAAGGUCUUUACCGUUCUCAGUUCUCUUUCUUAUGUCAAAGGACGAGCUGUUAAUACCCAAAAUAUCUGACAAUUUCAACUUUUGUUGACCAUUUUGGAUUUCGUUUCCUUUGUGAGUGCACAGUUUACAAUUACAUUGUAUGUGCUAUGUCAUUCAUCUGAGCAUCUGAGUUGUGUGGCAUUUUAUACGACACUGUUGAUUGGUCGAUUAAAUGACAGCCUAUGAGUAUGCAACCAAUUCCCACUCUUGUUAGAUUUUUGUGUUCCUGUUUUUCAUUAGCGCCCAUUUGUGACUAGCUUUGUGAUUACCAAAGAUUUUUUGAUAAAUAUUUCUUUUAAGAAUCGCCGGAUUUUGAUAAACAGUAAUUAAAACUGUGAUUUUUAUACAUGUACUGCAAGCCAGAUUUUGUUGUGUGAUGAUAAAAAAAAAAUACAUUUUGGUGACUCUUUAGCAUAAAAUAUUUAUGUUGAAGGGUGUGAGGGGGAACUUGUAAUUAAUUUGGAUGAUACAAAUUUAUUUUGAAGCUGUCAGUGAAUCUUGGCGUUAAAAAUUAAAAACGGCUUGAACAGCCUAAGCUAAAAAGGCUUAUGUUCAUACAUAAAUAGUGGCUCAUGUAUCAGUGUCCAGUACAGACUAAUAAAUAUGAUAAAUGAUGUAUACAAUUCCUGCAUUUCUACUCUUGUAUGUUCAUAAGACAAAUUACAAAAAAAAUUGUCUCAUCGCAUGUACAUUGUUCUGUACUGCAUGUAUUAAAAUGUCAUGUUUCAUUACUGAUUAAUAAAUUAAGUGAAACCA
Molecule: messenger RNA, 7139 nt
Organism: Patiria miniata (bat star)
Lineage: Eukaryota; Metazoa; Echinodermata; Asteroidea; Valvatida; Asterinidae
Product: integrin beta-1-like
Exons: 22
Coding region: 213-2630 (805 amino acids)
Biological process (GO): integrin-mediated signaling pathway; cell migration; cell adhesion mediated by integrin
Cellular component (GO): cell surface; integrin complex; focal adhesion
Molecular function (GO): integrin binding
Source: RefSeq, a predicted model, not a curated record